AUGAAUGGAAGUAUUGCAACAAUGAAGAAAAGCCGCGAGAGGGACCAAACGCUUGUCUUGUUUGAGCUGUCUGGCCAGGCGGUGGCCGAACUUUUGAUCGAACCUCAAGUGCCCAGGCUCAUCCACACCUCACUUCUCCGACGUCAGCUUCACAUCUUCUCAACCACAAUCAUGGCCCGGAAUCCUAAGGAACAGUGGGAGCGGCUCCAGGUAAUCCUGCAGAACCGUGCAGGUAAAGGAGGGUUUGGUUUUGGAGGUGGAUUUCCUGGAGGAGGAGGUCGCGGCGGCUUCGGAUUAUCUGGAGCUCUCAUCGUGCUCGGUCUUGGUGGAUGGGCUUUGUCGAACUCGCUCUUCAACGUUGAUGGUGGUCACCGUGCCAUCAAGUACUCGAGAAUAGGCGGAGUCAAGAAAGAAAUCUACAACGAAGGAACACAUUUCCGAAUCCCAUGGGUUGAAACACCGGUCAUCUACGACGUGCGCGCGAAGCCGCGGAACAUCGCUUCCCUCACGGGUACCAAGGACUUGCAGAUGGUGAACAUCACCUGCCGUGUUCUAUCAAGGCCUCGAGUAGAUGCCCUUCCUCAGAUCUACCGUACCCUCGGCACAGACUUUGAUGAGCGUGUCCUUCCGUCCAUCGUUAAUGAGGUUCUCAAGAGCGUGGUUGCGCAAUUCAACGCGAGCCAGCUGAUUACACAGCGUGAGAACGUCGCUCGACUCGUUCGGGACAACCUUGCUCGCCGUGCCGCCCGCUUUAACAUUGCUCUAGACGAUGUGUCUCUUACUCAUCUGACCUUCUCCCCUGAAUUCACCGCCGCCGUCGAAGCCAAGCAAGUGGCUCAGCAGGAGGCCCAACGCGCUGCCUUCCUCGUCGACAAGGCUCGUCAGGAGAAGCAAGCCUUCAUUGUCCGUGCCCAGGGUGAGGCCCGCUCUGCUGAGCUUAUCGGUGACGCAAUCAAGAAGAGCAAGAGCUACAUCGAGCUCCGUAAGAUCGAAAACGCGAGACAGAUUGCUCAGAUCCUGCAAGAGAACGGCGGAAAGAACAAGCUGUAUCUUGACACCCAGGGUCUGGGUCUCAAUGUCAACGCAGGCUCGGACGAAUCGAAGUAA
Molecule: messenger RNA, 1107 nt
Organism: Aspergillus thermomutatus
Lineage: Eukaryota; Fungi; Ascomycota; Eurotiomycetes; Eurotiales; Aspergillaceae
Gene: PHB2
Product: prohibitin subunit PHB2
Exons: 4
Coding region: 1-1107 (368 amino acids)
Biological process (GO): mitochondrion organization
Cellular component (GO): membrane; mitochondrion
Source: RefSeq, a predicted model, not a curated record